Cuscuta epithymum is the source of this 2245-nucleotide messenger RNA. The record is from the annotation of a GenBank genome assembly. Lineage: Eukaryota; Viridiplantae; Streptophyta; Magnoliopsida; Solanales; Convolvulaceae.
CAAGACUUUUCUCUCACUACCUUAACCCCCCAAAAAUGGCAAAGUUUUAUAUAGCGCCCCCAACCCCGCCUAAACUUCUCCCCCUCCUUCACUAAGCGUAAUUGAUACUCAAACUGAUCUCCUUAUCAUCAAAUUACGCUUCUCCACUCUGUAAUUCACAUCCGUUCUCAACAAUGCCGAUUCUUUGAAGCUCUACAUUUAAUCCGACUGUAAUCUGGUCAUUAUUGGUUUUAAUCUUUUGCUGGACACGAUUAUGAAUUUGUCGUGUAGCUGGACACGAUUAUGAAAUGUGAGGUUGAUUUGAGCUGAGCGUUGGAGCACCCGGAGCUGGGUUUUCGAUUUUGAAUUCGCGAAAAUAGACGGCGGCGUAUUCUCUGUGGGUUUGGGAACGAGGGGAAGGUUUUGAGUGGGUGUAUUUGGAGGGUUGGUUAUGUGGAUUGGGUGAGGGAGGGUUUGGGAACCUGACAAUGGGAAGUCUUAGGAGCUCGGUGAUGGUGGAUAAGGAAGAGGAGCUCGUGAUGUUCAAUGAAAUGCGGAGGCGAGAGAAGGAACAGGACAAUCUUCUUCUUCUCCAGAAACCAGAUGACUUUGAUGAUCUUCUUGGUUCUAAGGAUCUGAAUUCUUCUUUUCUUAAUGACGGGGCAUACAUGCCCGCCCAAAAGACGGUUUCGGAUGAACUUCUAAAUUCUGAUAAUGAUAAAAACGACUAUGAUUGGCUAAUAUCACCACCUGGCACUCCUCUUUUCCCUUCACUGGAGAUGGAGUCCCAGAAAACAGUGAUGAGUCAGUUGGGAACCUUGAAAGCACGACCAACUGCAUUGAAAUCCAGACUAGCAAAUCCGCCUGGACCCACAGUUGGGAACAACCUGACAUUGAGACAUCCACACUCUUCAUAUCCAGGGUUGAACACUUCAAUACCGAGUUUUAGAAGACCUUCAUCUCCAGGUGGCUCUAGACCUUUAUCAUCCACUAACCGACCCACACAGACUACAUCAACUAAACCACAAUUGAACAACACAGUAUCCAAAACAUCAACUUCAACAAAGUCGUCCAGGGCUGUAACACCUACUCGUGGCCUGCCGUCACCUUCUACUAAGCCCAUGGUUAAUCCCAGAUCUUCUAUACCAACAAGGCAGCCCAUUCCCGGAUCAAAGCCCACUUCCAGGGCAGCAACUCCUACUCGACAGCCAUCUUCUUCUUCCAUAGCCUCCAAGUCUUCUACUGCUGCAAGUCCUGCUACAAAAAAAACUGCACCACAAUCUGCUGGUUCUCCAUCUGUUAAACCAAAACCAUGGAAACCUUCAGAUAUUCCAGGUUUGUCUCUCAAUGCCCCAGCAAAUUUGAUGACAUCAAUACCACCAGAUAGGCCUCCUGUGAGUCGGGGAAGACCUGGUAUACCCGGACCCCGCUCAUCAUCUGUGGAGUCUGUUGGGAAUGGAAGGGUUAGAAGACAAUCAUGCUCGCCAGCAAGAGGGCGCCCUCCCAAUAGAACAAUAGCUAAUGGCAGUGGGAGCUCUGUACCUAUCCCAGCUAUGAGCCGAUUGCAUGCUAAAGCUAAUCACAAUGUGAGUCCGGUUUUGGUUGGAGCAAAGAUGGUUGAAAGAGUGGUCAACAUGAGGAAAUUGGUUCCGCCAAGACAAGAUGAAAAACAAUCCCCAAAUAGUAAUAUAUCUGCCAAGUCUUCAUCGCCCGAGAGCUUAGGAUUUGGGAGGAAUCUUUCAAAGAAGUCUUUGGAUAUGGCCAUAAGACACAUGGAUAUAAGACGAGCAGUUCCUAGCAAUCUAAGACCAUCGAUGGCCAAUAUUUCUGCUUCAUCUAGGCAUAGUUUGAGGACGGAGCCCAGCGGUACAAACAGGUCAGUGACCAUAUCUGGCUCACCUCACGCAAUGAGCAGCAAUGCUAGUUCUGAAGUGAGUGUUACCAAUGCACCUUGUCGUGAUGCAAAUGAAGUCGAUGAUGAUGAUAUUAGCAGCUAUAAAGUCGCUCAGUUUAGUGAUUCAAGGUAGGUGUGGUCACGCUUCUCCUGCUAAAUGAACCAAUUAUGGGAGUGGGUCCAAAGUGGAUGUGUUGGUUAGAUGUAGUAAUUGGAACUUGAAAGGAAGCCUUUGUAUCAUAAUUUAUAUAGAAACUGAGCUGUGGUACCUUUUAGUUCAUAUGAUUGUUGAAACUUUCGGUUUUUCUUCUGCAAAGCAAAGUGAAGUCGAAUGUGUGAGGUUGCUUCCUGCUUUUGGCACCUGCAAAAGAG